CAAAGCAAACAUGUGAGACGUAACAAGAACCUUUACUGCCGAAUGUCGUGCAACGAAACCUGUAAUGUUAUUUCGAUUAUAACAUAACAAGGUACAAAUUCUCUUAAUUAGCAGAACAUUUGUCAGCCAGCUGACUUUUAAGGAUGCCAGCAGGUGUAUCGUGGCCAAGAUAUCUACGGAUGUUUGCAGCCAGUGUGUUGUCAAUGUUUGCUGGAGCACAGGUUGUGCAUCAGUAUUACCGUCCUGAUUUAACCAUUCCAGAGGUUCCACCAAAGCCUGGAGAACUGCGAACAGAACUUGUUGGCUUGAAAGAAAGACAGACAGACUAG
This is a messenger RNA of Sinocyclocheilus anshuiensis, 329 nucleotides long. RefSeq lists its product as uncharacterized. Bases 144 to 329 code for a protein of 61 amino acids. Gene Ontology annotation, cellular component: mitochondrion. The transcript is spliced from 4 exons. The record is from RefSeq and is a predicted model, not a curated record. Gene Ontology annotation, biological process: mitochondrial respiratory chain complex III assembly. NCBI's taxonomy places the organism in Eukaryota, Metazoa, Chordata, Actinopteri, Cypriniformes, Cyprinidae.